GUGGCUGCGCAGCUUGCAAGCUGCAAUUUUCCAUCUUUGAUCACAAGUCUCAAUGUUUGGGUAACUUCGCCGUUACGAAAUAGAUCUCGAAGACUCUUCCCUCUAACAGUGGUUGCUAAAGAAUUGCUUUGAAAAUAACCCUCCGAGGAAGUGUUAAAGCUCUGAAUUUGCUGUCGUCCAGCUGUUAUAUCAGAUCUGUAACUUAGGCGCUGGCUGAAUAUUUUCCGCAAACAAGUCAUGAAUUCAUCCAAUCUUACAAAUGCCACAAAUUCUACAUACUCUGAAGAUUAUCAUGUCUACUUCAUGGUAGAAGCGUUUUCCAUCAUGGUUUUGUUUGUACUUGCUAUAGCAACAGUUAUUAGCAAUGGCGUGUUUCUGUUUACGUAUUACAAAGACCCGCUCCAGUGUCUUCGAACUCCGUCGGCGAUCUUUAUCGCUGGCUUGACAAGCGCCAAUUUCCUGACUGGUUUGAUCGUGGAGCCAGCUUAUGUGGUGUUCUAUCUCUGGGCCUACACCUCCGAUUCAGAAGACCUGUGGAAAUUUCUUCGCUUCGCUCAAGCUUUUUCAUUUUUCACUAUGAACGCAUCCUUCCUCAUUAUGUUAGGACUGGGGAUUAUUCAGUAUUUACUGAUUAACAGCCCCAGAAUUUACGACAAGUUCGUAAGCCCAAAAUCUGCGCGCAUCGGAGUGGUUUUUAUUUGGAUUUAUGCAAUAUUUUUCGCAUUGCUGCCUGAAAUGUUUGAUGUUGAUGACUUCGCCUACAUCUUGACGGACUUGAUAAUGCAUGUAACACUGUUGACUAUUGCCCUUCUAGUACUGUACAUAGCCAUUUACUUCCAGUUCCGUAAGCUGGCUGAACGACAUCGAAAUGCUGAUUUAGGGGAAAAUGCAGGACAGGAAGGACUUUCUGCAGAAGCUACUGAGUCAGAACAGCGGAGACGACAGGCUGAAAAAGAUUUUGUGUAUGGAACAUUGAUCUUGACAGCAAUGUUGAUCAUAACUGUUUGGCCAUUCUGUAUAACUUUAGCCCUAGUGCUGUUCAACUUUACAUUGAACGGGUAUAUUGCAUUGAUGAUUGCCCAGCUUUUCCUGUUGUGGAAGUUUGCCAUGGAUCCUUUUGUUUUUGCCUGGCGUUUAAGGAAGUUUAGGAAGUCACUGAUUCUGGCAAUGCAGAGAACCUGUUGCUGUCCAAACCCAUCAUUGCUGGGAGCUACAUAUAUCAGGCGGGAUGAGGUACCAAGUCCCAAACCAGAGGAUGAUGAUGAUGAUAUGGAGGUGACAGUCAUAGAAAACAGAGAACAAGAUCAUGGAGCUAAUGCAUAAUUCAAGUACUAUUUGUAAACUGAAAUUGUAGGGAUAGACAAAGCAAGUCAACAGGUUUCCAAUAAACCCUUUGGCCAGUUAGAGUGACUAGCAUCUAUCGGUAAUUUUUCCCUACAAUAUCACCCCUAAAUCAAACAUUAACAUCACAAGAUGAGGAAAUGACCACCAACUAAACAAGCCUUUGAUUGUAAAAAAAAUUGUCCUUGUGUAGGUCAUACUGGGGUAAGUGAGGUAAGUGAACCCAUUGUAAUUUGGUCAUAAAAGCCUAUACUAGAAGAGAUGUGAAGGGAGAGUAGCAAAGGGGGGGGGGGGGGGGGGUCCUGAUCCCAUUUAUGCACAAAUUUUAGAAAAAUUCCAAAUCAUAUAUACUUUUAACAGCAUUUUAUACAUUUCAAAUUCAAAGGGGUGAAUUUCAAAGCUCUCUUCUUGGAGCAAAGUUUCAGGGAAAUGUUGAGGCUUUCACAAAAUGAAAAAAAAAAAAUCCAGGGUUCACAUAUCAUGUUUGACUUAAUUUUGGCUUUAAUCUCACUUCACAUCUAGACCUUUUGCUACCCUCUCAAAGUGGACCCCUCAUAUGACGGCUUGACAACAUAGUAAAUCACAGACAAACUGACCCUUUCACUUCCAAGAAAUAUCAACAAAUGAUUGUCCCUUUGCUUUAUUGCAUUGUUCUUUAGAGAGGUGACGAGGAGAAAGAGAAUAAUCAAAGUAGAGGAUAUUGCUUGAUUCAUCACCAACUUGUCAGCUUUGGAAUCAUAAGAAAUGUGUUACACAGAGUAAAUAGAAUUGAUACUGAAAUCUUGGAAGUGAAAGGACUUCUAUGUUUAUAAUUUAGGAAGGUAAGGAGAUAGUUAUGAGAGAAAAGUAGAUUCUAGUUUUUCAUUGGCUCUGUGAUAAGCAAUUUGAUAUAGAGGUAAUGCUGUCUUGCACAUUUUAUGAAAUAGUUUUGCAUAUAAAGGAUCAAGUAUCCACAAUUAAGUUUCAAAGGACUGUUAACUUACUACUGAGUGGAACUGUAGUUUAAUUUAAAAUCAGCUGUGUCUAAAGUGACUGGAACUCAAUCUUUUUGUCUUCUAUCAAUUCAUUUUUGUAGAGGUUUACCUUGAGGAUACUUAAGUACUUUUAUACUUCUUAAAGAAGGAGAUGAAUUUUUAAGCCAUACACAGCAAGCAAAAUUAUAAAGGUAGUACAAACAGAGCUUGUCAUUAAGUAAUAAUGAUAAAUUUGUAUGAGAUCAGGUAUUCUGAUUAGUUAAUCAAUCAAUCCUCAACAGAAGUGAGGGUUUAACAUCUUCAAUUGCUAUAGCUUUGCAGUUUAAGAGGUUUCUAAUCAAACAUUGCAUUACAUAUGUUUUAGAGAUUGCAAAAUCAUUGCAAAUUUUUCAUAACUGGCAAAAGUAAUGUGUGCCUGCAAUUGUCAUUUUUUUGCCUUUUUAUGUGCUGUAAUUUAAGUGGAAAGUCACUGAAACUAAUUAUGAUGCUAGAGCUAUAUGUUUUUCUUUUGAUUUCUCAUUGGCUCCUUGCAAAAUAUGCUCCUGAUUAGCUGUGAUUAUUACUUAGGUUUUGGUGUACACUCACUCUAAAAAAAGUGCCCUUUGCCAUGCAAUACAGCAAGUUUACCCAGAAAAUAAGGUAGCUUUGCAUCCUUUUGGGUCAAUGGAUGUUCUUUGUAAAAACACUAUCAGUUUUUUUCUCUUUUAUUGGUGCAUAUCAUGUUUUGGGGCAGUCCUAUUAUUCAGAUAGAUGUAAUGAUAUUAGUUAAACAACCAUGAGUUGAGACUGCCACUAUUAAGCUGCAGCAUGGAAUAGUUAUUGUUAAAACUUAUGAAAUUAUUUAAAUUAUAUUGUAGUCCUUAUGUAGUCCUUAUUUUAAGAAAGGGCUAAGGUGAAAUUAAAAGGUUAACUGUUUAGAAUGGAAUAGAAUCUCUUAGCCAUGUA
Messenger RNA from Pocillopora verrucosa, 3260 nucleotides. RefSeq names its product adenosine receptor A1-like. Gene Ontology annotation, molecular function: G protein-coupled receptor activity. The record is from RefSeq and is a predicted model, not a curated record. NCBI's taxonomy places the organism in Eukaryota, Metazoa, Cnidaria, Anthozoa, Scleractinia, Pocilloporidae. Gene Ontology annotation, biological process: G protein-coupled receptor signaling pathway. Gene Ontology annotation, cellular component: plasma membrane.